Molecule: messenger RNA, 2409 nt
Organism: Daucus carota subsp. sativus
Lineage: Eukaryota; Viridiplantae; Streptophyta; Magnoliopsida; Apiales; Apiaceae
Product: probable DNA helicase MCM9
Exons: 20
Coding region: 182-2134 (650 amino acids)
Biological process (GO): double-strand break repair via homologous recombination
Cellular component (GO): nucleus; MCM complex
Molecular function (GO): ATP hydrolysis activity; single-stranded DNA binding; ATP binding
Source: RefSeq, a predicted model, not a curated record
CAACAAAGGAUAGAACAUUUAAAAUUAUAAAUCAUUAAUAUUAAGAGAAAGUAGUUUAUAACUAUAAAAGUAGAACCAUUAUUCCCGCCCAAAUCAACAUAAUACCCUGUAUUGAUUGAGAACCCAACAGCAACAAGGGAGUAACAUUCUGGCGUCCCAGGGCAAUUGAUUCAGAAGUAGAAUGGAAGAUGAGCAGGAGAAUAUUAGAGGGUUUCUGGUCGAUCACUGUUCCGAUCAACUCUCUUCUAUCCUCCUUUCCCCUGAUACUCGUCUUCAUUAUCCUCUCCUUCUCGAAUUUGCUGAGUUACUGGAUUCCAAUCCUAAGCUCGCUAAUUCGGUUUUUAAUCAGCCGGCUUUGUAUCUGCCAAAAUUCGAUAAAGGAGCGAAGGAAGCUCAGGAAAUAUUGCGCAAGGAAUUAAAAAGUUUGAGGAAUGCAAGUGUGAAAGACUAUGUGCAUGUUCGGAUCAAUAUUUGCGGUUCUCCUCUGGAAUUUCCUGAAACAUUUCCAAGCAUUGGUCGAGUGAGAGUGAAACAUCGAGGGAUCCUUCUCACUCUUAAAGGGACUGUUAUUAGGUCUGGAGCAAUAAAGAUGGUGGAAGGUGAUAGGACGUUUGAGUGUAGAAGAUGCAAACACAGGUUCAAAGUUUCUCCAGAGCUGGAAACUGGGAAUUCUGUACCCAAGCCAACGUUUUGUCCCUCAGAGAAGCAGAAGUAUUGUGAGAGCACCAGUUUCAAGCUUCUGGAAGAAAACAUAGUAUGUCAUGAUUACCAGGAGAUAAAAAUUCAAGAAAGUACGCAAGUCUUGGAUGUUGGUGCUAUCCCUCGUUCAAUUCCUGUUAUUCUGAAAGAUGAUCUUGUAGACAUUGUUAAAGCUGGAGAUGAUGUGAUCGUCACAGGAAUUCUUACAGCAAGAUGGUCCUCGGAUAUGAAGGACGUCCGCUGUGACCUUGAUCCUAUACUAGUUGCAAAUCAUAUGAGAAGAACAAAUGAGCUGAAGUCCGAUGUAAAUAUCCCAGAUGAUACUAUUAUGGAAUUUAAGAAGUUCUGGUCGGAGUUUCGAGAUACCCCUCUAAAAGGAAGAAAUGCAAUUUUGAAAGCUAUAUGCCCACAAAUUUUUGGACUCUUUACAGUAAAACUUGCAGUUGCACUGACACUUAUUGGAGGCGUGCAGCAUGUUGAUGCAUCCGGUACAAAAGUCCGAGGAGAGUCUCAUUUGCUACUAGUUGGUGAUCCAGGUACAGGGAAGUCCCAGUUCUUGAAAUUUGCAGCUAAAUUGAGCAAUAGAUCUGUUAUUACGACUGGCUUGGGGAGCACUAGUGCUGGAUUGACUGUUACAGCUGUUAAAGAUGCAGGAGAAUGGAUGCUCGAAGCUGGGGCCCUGGUGUUAGCUGAUGGUGGACUUUGCUGCAUAGAUGAAUUUGAUAGUAUGAGGGAACAUGACAGGGCAACUAUACACGAGGCAAUGGAGCAGCAGACCAUUAGUGUUGCAAAGGCUGGUCUUGUAACUACUCUCAGUACACGGACAAUUGUAUUUGGUGCAACAAAUCCCAAGGGACAUUAUGAUCCUGAACUAUCACUCUCUGUCAACACCACACUAUCUGGACCCUUGAUUAGCAGAUUUGAUAUAGUUCUAGUCCUACUAGACACGAAGAAUCCAGAAUGGGAUGCAAUUGUUUCAUCUCACAUUCUUGCAGAGGCUGUUGCAGAAAAAGGUUCUGACGAAAAUCUCCAAGGUAUUUGGACGCUUACGAUGCUUAGAAGGUAUCUUCACUAUGUAAAAGCUUCUUUCAAGCCAGUUCUUACAAAGGAGGCCGAAAAAGUAAUCUCGAGCUAUUAUCAGCUCCAAAGAAAAUCAGCAGCUCAAAAUGCAGCAAGGACAACUGUGCGGAUGCUUGAAAGUUUGAUAAGACUGGCUCAAGCACAUGCAAGGCUGAUGUUCAGGAAUGAAGUCAUUCAGCAGGAUGCCAUUACAGCCAUCUUGUGCAUUGAAUCGUCCAUGACUACCUCUGCUAUAGUUGAUAGUGUUGGAAAUGCGCUGCACUCUAAUUUUACUGAAAACCCUGAUCAGGAAUAUGUCAAGCAAGAAAGGACGAUCCUUAAAAAGCUGGCUUGCGGGGAAGAAGAGUCAGACUGACAUAAUACUUGCUGCAAGAAGGAUAGGUACCAGAGACUCUUUGCAGGAACAUCACCAAGUAAUAUGUUUAUAUUACUAAAUAUUUGAAUUUUUGACUCGGCCGCUAUAUCUUGUCAAGGCUGUAAAUUGAGCUACCAGGUUAAUCAGAUUUUUUUUAAUGUUGCUUAAUUAGUCUGUGACAGGGUAAUAGAUAUUCAAGUUGGCUCUGGUAUAUUUUGAGAACUUCCAUGUAAUAUAACACUACUGAAUGAAAAGAGUUGUUUUUGGCAGGAUUG